This is a messenger RNA of Lolium rigidum, 1272 nucleotides long. Its product is annotated as protein FAR1-RELATED SEQUENCE 5-like. Bases 117 to 857 code for a protein of 246 amino acids. NCBI's taxonomy places the organism in Eukaryota, Viridiplantae, Streptophyta, Magnoliopsida, Poales, Poaceae. The transcript has 2 exons. The record is from RefSeq and is a predicted model, not a curated record.
UCUUCUCUCCACUUCUUCUCUUCUGCUCGGCUGUGUAUUUCCUCUGUUCUUUCCUCUCUUUACAACACAAAAGGCAUAUCCUAAGAAAAUACAUCAAGAAUUAGUUCUGGGGAUUGAUGGAGAACCAAGAUCCAAACAAGGAGGAAGGAAUACCUAGAUGGAAACCUCAACUUUGGAUGAAGUUCCAUACCGUGGCAGAGGCAUGGGACUUUUGGGAAUAUUAUGGAGGAAGGAUGGGAUUUAGUGUAAGAAGGAGAUACACAAAUACAAGAAAAAUUGAUGGGGUUGUGACUGGAUGCAAAUUCGUUUGUUUCAAAGAGGGUAAAAAAGCGGCUGAUAAAAGGGAUAGUCUAACUAAGAGAGAAAGGGCUGAAAUAAGAACCGGCUGUAUGGUUCGUAUGUCAAUUAGAUUGGACCGUGAAGAUGGAAGUUAUGAAAUUUUUCAGUUGGAUCUUGAACACAAUCACAUGCUUCAGCUGCCAGAAGCACGCCGUUUGCUGCCAUCACAAAGGAAAAUCUCUAAAAUUCAAGCUUUUGAAAUAGAAGUUGCUGAUGAUUCUGGUAUUGCACCCAAAAAUGCUCAUAAGUUUGCUAGUCGGCGGGUUGGUGGACUAGGUAGUCUAAGUUACACACGGCGAGAUCAUAAGAACCAUUUGCGAACAAAGCGUCAAAGAGAGUUGAAGUAUGGUGAAGCAGGUAGUGUGCUAAAGUAUUUUCAAGACAAGGCCAUUGAGAAUCCUUCAUUCCAACAUGUUGUACAGCUAGACUGUGAUGAGCAGAUAACAAAUAUAUUUUGGGCUGAUGCCAAAAUGAUCAUAGAUUAUGCUCAUUUUGGUGAUGUUAUAACCUUCAACUAAUCUUUUGACAAAAUGAUCACAAAAUUCAGCAAAGAAGAACAAAGCAGCUCCAAAUGAACCAGGCUCUAAUCAAUAUGAGUUCAUGGGAAGUUUCACUAAUCUUUUGACAACUCCUAUUAUGGCUGAAGACUUUGGUGAUGAUAUAUUCCGAUUAUGAGCUUGGUAGUAGGUUACUGAACUUGUGUAUCCUUUUGGAUGUUUUCUACAGCUCAAAAAUUCUGAAUUAUAUAUUCUGAAUAUGAGCUUGGUAGUAGGCUAGUGAACUUGUGUCAUCCUUUUGCAUGUUCUUCUACAGCUAAAAUAUUCAGAGUCAUGUUCUGAAUAUGAGCUUCGUAGUAGGCAAGUGAACUUGUGUCAUCUUUUUGUUGUUCAUAUCAAUAUCGUGGAGUUAAUAGAGAUGCAAUUGAUAUCUAAA